AUGUAAAUUGAUUAAACUACUCAAUUUUCAGCUUAAACAUGUAUUAUCAAAUAAUCUUCACUAAAUAAAUUAUUUAUAUAAUUUUGUUUAAAAAAGAAAUCUAUCUUUGAUAAGCUUAAUUAUUCUUAAUAAUACAUUAAACAUUCAGCCUCUUUAUAGAAUUUGAGAAUAACUACAAAUUAGAAUUAUAAUAACAGUAAUUAAUAAUAUUAAUUAAGGUUUUCUGAUAAUAAUUAUAUAUGAAGACUAUAUUUCCCAUUACAACCUAUGUAUUGAAGUUGGAAGGAUUUCCUAAAAAUUCAUUUUUCAAUCCUACAGAGUAAAAUAUAUAUGGAGUGAUGUUCUAAAGGAUUGA
Messenger RNA from Paramecium sonneborni, 355 nucleotides. Lineage: Eukaryota; Ciliophora; Oligohymenophorea; Peniculida; Parameciidae. The record is from the annotation of a GenBank genome assembly.